This is a messenger RNA of Glycine soja, 2172 nucleotides long. Its product is annotated as APETALA2-like protein 3. Gene Ontology annotation, molecular function: DNA-binding transcription factor activity; DNA binding. The record is from RefSeq and is a predicted model, not a curated record. The coding region runs from base 281 to 1660 and encodes 459 amino acids. NCBI's taxonomy places the organism in Eukaryota, Viridiplantae, Streptophyta, Magnoliopsida, Fabales, Fabaceae. The transcript has 10 exons. Gene Ontology annotation, biological process: regulation of DNA-templated transcription.
GGGAAGAGAAAUUACAAAUAAAUGUGUGGCAAGACUUUAAGAGGAAAAAGAAAAGGAGGCCCAGCAUUGUUUCAUACAAGAACAAAACCCACGCACUCUCUUCUUCUUUUUUAAUCUCACUCUUCACUGCUCUCGCUGCAUGAAAUUCCGUCCUAUAUUGUUACACAUUCAACAAAUGAUGUGAAUCCCUUCUUGUUGCCGUAGCCUCACACACUCACUUCUUCCGUUGUAACUAACUUUACUUUUCCUUCCAAACGGCUUCUAACAAACUCUCGCCGCGAUGUUGGAUCUCAACCUCAACGCCGAUUCUGCCUCCGACGCGCAAAUGGAGAGCUCCGGCAGCUUCAAUUCCUCCGUCGUCAAUGCCGCCGACACCGACGACUCCUGCUCCUACGGCGACGCCGUCGCCUACAACUUCGCCAUCCUCAACACCACCACCACCGCCACCUCCGACGGACCUCCCCUGGCCGCCGCCGGAGAAUCCUCCGUUCGCACCAUCCAGCUCUUUCCGGCGGUCGAAUCGGGAGCCUCGCCGGCGUGGCUGGAUUUUUCGUCGAAGGUGGAUCAGAACGGUGCUCCGCAGGAGCAGAGGAUCUCUCCCCGGCAACCGCCGGUGAAGAAGAGCCGGAGAGGACCGCGGUCGCGAAGCUCGCAAUAUCGCGGCGUUACAUUCUAUCGCAGAACCGGAAGAUGGGAAUCGCACAUUUGGGACUGUGGGAAACAAGUGUACUUGGGUGGAUUUGACACAGCGCAUGCUGCGGCAAGGGCUUAUGAUCGAGCUGCGAUCAAGUUCCGUGGCGUUGAUGCGGAUAUCAAUUUCAACGUUAGCGAUUACGAUGAAGAUAUAAAGCAGAUGAGUAACUUCACGAAGGAGGAGUUUGUGCAUAUUUUGCGGCGACAGAGCACUGGUUUUUCAAGGGGAAGCUCCAAAUACAGGGGAGUUACUCUGCACAAGUGCGGGCGAUGGGAGGCUCGUAUGGGGCAGUUUCUUGGUAAAAAGUAUAUAUAUCUUGGGCUAUUCGACAGUGAAUUAGAGGCUGCAAGAGCGUAUGAUAAGGCUGCUAUAAAAUGCAAUGGAAGGGAAGCAGUUACAAACUUCGAGCCCAGCUUCUAUGAAGGGGAGGUAAUUUCCCAGUCUGAUAAUGAAGAUAACAAGCAAAGUCUUGAUCUGAACUUGGGAUUAGCUCCCCCUUCUUACUCUGAUGGUCAAAUCAAGAACACACCCAGCAAUGGGAGUGGUAUGAUAACUCCGCACAGCUGGGAUAAUAUCCCUCUCGACAAGAGAGUAAUGUUUGAGCACUCUGCAUCAAGAUCACUGACCGUUCAGCCAUCUCAUCAUGGCUUCUCCGUAGCAUCUGGGCAACAUCCUUCCGUCUGGAAUGGUAGCAAUUUCUUUCCUAUCUACGAGGAAACAGCAAUAGAGAAGAGGAUGGAAGCUGCUCCAGUGCCAAAUUGGGCAUGGCAAGUCAAAGGUCCUUAUGGCGGGGCAACUCUUACUCCACCCCUCUCUACUGCAGCAUCAUCAGGAUUCCCUUCAACAAUAUUACCAUCAGCUGCGGAUACUCAAAUUCGUUUUCCAAACAUGACAUUCCUCCACUCACAUUUUCCACCAUCAAUCACUAACUCCGGCACCAUAUCCCCUUUCUUCUGCGGUAGCUGAAUGCAUCGCAUUGCAUUGCUAGGUAGACCAAAUCAACUGCAAAUCUUCUUGAUUUCACCAUAUGGUUGACAAACUAGUAGGACUAUAGCUACAAGUAGUAAUUGAAUUGCUUGGUUCCAGAGCUUUUACUAUUUGCCACUCUACUAAUUUUCUUCAAUGUAAAGAAAUGCCAUGCCGCGAUGACAUGUUGAACUCUGCUUUUUACUGAUUUGAGACUAAGCAUUUACUUUGGUAUCCAACAUUCAGCCUCGGUGCUUUUCUAUCUAGAAAAUACUUGAAAAGAUGAGUUUGAUCUUUGAAGAGACGGAAUUUGUAGAUUUGAAAGCAUGCUAAGUUCAAUCCGGCUUUGUGGGUCAUAGUUGUGAUUUUUCUUUGCUUCCGUUAGUUAGUCCUUAGUCGCCAGUAGCCAAUGUUUAUUAUUGCCGACAUAACACUAUUCACAAAUUUUGGCUUGAAUCGCUUCACAUGGUUAUUCUUAUAUUUAAGGAACAGCAAAGCUGUCUUAUGGUCUU